Zygotorulaspora mrakii is the source of this 1251-nucleotide messenger RNA. RefSeq names its product methionine aminopeptidase (gene MAP2). Gene Ontology annotation, biological process: proteolysis. Gene Ontology annotation, molecular function: metalloaminopeptidase activity. The transcript has a single exon. Bases 1 to 1251 code for a protein of 416 amino acids. NCBI's taxonomy places the organism in Eukaryota, Fungi, Ascomycota, Saccharomycetes, Saccharomycetales, Saccharomycetaceae. The record is from RefSeq and is a predicted model, not a curated record.
AUGAGCGAAACUGUCGUAGAGUCUAAGAUUAAAGAAGUCAGCAUUGCAGCUGAACCGGAGCUUGAAUAUGAAGAGGAAAAUGUAGAUGGAAAUGAGGUUACUGAUGCAUCCAAAAAGAAGAAGAAGAAGAAGAGAUCAAAAAAGAAGAACAUCAAGAGAAUUGAAUUGAUGUUUCCUGACGAAAAAUAUCCCCAGGGUCUGUGGAUGGAUUAUGAGCAAGAUUUCAAUUUAAAACGAACAACAGAUGAGGAGAAACGGUAUUCACAAAGGGACAUGGAAAGCGAAGAGCGUUGGAACGACGUCAGAAAAGGUGCAGAGAUCCAUCGUAGAGUGAGGAACAGUAUAAAUGGCAAAUUACAACCUGGCGCAUCACUUACAGACAUUGCCAAUGCAAUCGAAGAUGCAACAAGGAAGUUUACAGGUGCCGAAGAUUUGACAAAGAUGGAUAAUCCAAAAAGUCAAGGUAUUGGUUUUCCCACAGGUCUUUCUUUGAAUCACUGUGCAGCCCACUUCACUCCGAACGCUGGUGACAAGACAGUCUUGCGGAAAGAGGACGUGUUAAAAGUGGAUUUUGGGGUUCAAGUGAAUGGUUAUAUAGUCGACUCUGCGUACACUGUCGCAUUUGACCACCAGUACGAUAAUCUGUUAACAGCCGUUCGCGAAGCCACAAAUACAGGUGUCAAAGAGUCUGGAAUAGAUGUUAGAUUAACCGAUAUUGGUGCAGCAAUUCAGGAAGUCAUGGAGUCGUAUGAAGUCGAUAUAAAUGGGAAAACGUACCAGGUCAAGCCAUGUAGAAACCUCUGUGGUCAUAAUAUUGCCCCUUACAGUAUCCACGGUGGUAAAUCUGUGCCCAUUGUCGAAAACGGUGAUACAACAAAGAUGGAAGAAGGUGAGCAUUUCGCAAUAGAAACUUUCGGCACUACUGGAAGAGGUUAUGUCGUGAGUGGCGGCGAAUGUUCACAUUAUGCUCGUAUGCCGGACGUUAAUACAACGCCAGUAUUAUCGAAAGCUAAGGAUCUUCUUCAUACGAUCGAUAGGAAUUUUGGUACCUUGCCCUUCUGCCGCCGUUACUUGGAUAGAUUAGGCGAGGACAAAUACCUAUACGCACUAAAUAAUCUCGUUAAACAAGGAAUUGUCCAGGACUAUCCACCAUUGAAUGAUAUCCAUGGCAGUUACACGGCACAGUACGAGCAUACAAUUCUUCUACAUCCGCACAAAAAGGAGGUUGUCUCGAAGGGCGACGAUUACUAA